This is a messenger RNA of Neltuma alba, 1086 nucleotides long. RefSeq lists its product as uncharacterized. NCBI's taxonomy places the organism in Eukaryota, Viridiplantae, Streptophyta, Magnoliopsida, Fabales, Fabaceae. The transcript has a single exon. The record is from RefSeq and is a predicted model, not a curated record. The coding region runs from base 81 to 776 and encodes 231 amino acids.
UACUUCUGAGCAAAUCACAAAAAGUACCAGACCUGUUAAAUCUCUCUGCCACAUACAAAAAAGCUUCAAAUCCAUCAAGAAUGGCAGAGAUUAACGUCUCUCUGCAACGGCAACAAUCCCACGAAUCAAACCCCUCUCUUCGAGCUCUCUUCCACGCCCUCGACCCCAUUUCUCUGAUCCUCAAUCAGAAUUCGAACUCCGAUUGCCCUGUUCCUCUCAAACUCACCUCCGCCGAUAGCUUCAUCAUGGAGCGAGGUCCCAGAUACGAAGCCUACGCCGAACUGAGGGAAGCGAAACUGCGAAGGAAGUAUGCGAGAGCCUUCGAAGAAGAUGAGGAACCGAAACGAGCAACCCCACCGAGAAAACAGGUCAAAUUCCAGACUAACUUGGCUUCUGGACGAAAAGGGUCCUCUGUUCUUGCUCAAUCGGUGCCGGAUUUCUCUGCGGCGUUGCGGAAAGAGAACCGGAAGCCGACGAACACGCUUCCCUCGUUGCCGGAGAUGACGCCGCCGGCCAAGAGCUUCUCUAAGGCGAAUAAUGGGGUUUUGUCAAAUUCGAGAGGGAGCAAGUCGGCGAGCGCAGGGGAGAAGAAAGGUGGUAAUGGAAGGGUUCUGAUGGCCAGAAAGAGCUAUGCGAACAUCGAUGAACUGAAGAGUUUGUCUUCGUACGCUGCGAACGCCAUUAACGGCGAAGCCAGAGGAGGAAGGAGCAAUGGUUAUGGCGGUGGCAGAGUGGUGGGAAACGGGAAGAAUGUUUUUGGUUACAGACAAUAUUGAUUAUGGUUUGUUGAAUUUGGAUUUGGUCCUUGUUGGGAUGAUGAAUGGGUUGCUGCUGAUGAGAGCUCUGGUCACUGAUGAAUGGCGAUAGUUAUUUGAUCUGCUUUAUGGUGUUUUAGAUUCUUUCAAAAUCUUCAAUUUUUUCACUUUGCUUGGGGAAUUUACAGUGGUCUGUAUCCGUACAGCUAUAAUUUGUACACCUAUGGAUUGAGCAUUUAUAUUCAUAACAUCUGUUAUUAUAUAGGAGAUAUUUGUUUUGUGCAUGCCAAUGUACCAGAUGUUCUGGCAAUCCAAGCUGAUGAUGAAGUGA